UAUUUACGUUAUUAUGUGUCGAAAAUUCUCGGUAACCCAUUUUGUAAGAAAUGGAAGACAGCUUCCUUAACCAUAUUAGACUUCUCGGAGACAAAGUAUGGCACUCUCUUUUUAGACGAAGAGCGCCAAAUCGUGCUAUAUUUCGCAGUUUAGGGGAGCUUGAACAGCUAAUAAUUUUGCGCCUCGUUAACAUAAACCAAGCUGUUCCUGAGAGAGCCUUAAGGUUAUGGAUGAAUCCAACUUCGUUUACCGAUUUCAGAAGAGCUUUAUCUUUGUUGAGGUCUUAUUAUAUCGUUGAGAUUUCCGACAACCGUGCGAAGGAUGGAAAACAACAAUAUGAAUUGAACCAAUACUUUAAAGAAUCGACGUUGAAAGAUAUUUAUGACAUACCUCUAGAAUUAGAGCAAGGGUUUUACUACUUAGGAAAUGUUGAGGACCGUGAUAAAAUCAUCGGCAACCCUCCAUCAAUCAACACACUUAUACAGCACUCAAAGGAACGCUUAGACUUUUUAGUAUUAUUUCUCGUGUCAAAGGAGCAUCGUGAAAAAACAUUAAGAGCGAAUAAAAUUUUGAAGAAAAUAAGGAAGCUAGAGAAAAUGAAGGGAACAAACACGAAAAAUCCGUUGUUAUUCAAAAAGGUCAAAUCGUUAGAGCAACAGCUCUUCACUCUAACGAAAAAUGGAAAGACCAUUUCAUCCGAUCUUCUACAUGUCUUAGAAGGAUAUAGCAUGAUAUUUGAUGAGAAAAAGAAGAACAGGAUCGGGAGAGGUGAAAGUUUGAUGAGUCGCCAUGCCUUGAGCUGGCUAUUGAAGGGAGUUGAUACACAAUUGAUUAUAUUAAUUGUUGGAUAUUUAAAAUACAUUGAGAAAGGGUAUUUAUUUAAUGAAACAAAUUUAACAGACAAUUCAGAAGGGAGAAAUGAAGCCAGAACUGAUGUAAAUGAUCAAGAAACCAUAGAAAAGUUAGCUUUGGGAACGAACUAUUUAACUGAAUCUUUAGAUUUGCUUUUAUCUCUAUCGCAGGCUAGAUACGGUGAUACAUUCCGAUUAGAUAAUCCGACAUUGUCCCAGCAACGGAUAUUACGAUUCCUCAUCGAGUUAGGCUUAGUCUAUGCCGAUUCAGAUGGGAGCAAAAUUUACGUCACUAACUUAAGUUUCCUUGUGGAUGUUAAGCAUGCGAAUCUAGUUGAAGAACACCAAAUUUCCAUGUCAGUUUGCGGUAAUAAAGGAAGCAAAAUGGUUGUGCAGAGCAACUUUAAGAUUUAUGCUUACAUACCAAGUGCAUUGCAAAUGAAUGUAUUAAAUCACAUUUGCGAAUUGCAAGCUAAGACACCGAAUUUGGUGAUUGGGGUGUUAACAAGAUCAAGCUUACAAACGGCAUUCAAGAGUGGGAUCACAGCAGAUCAACUAAUAUGCUUUUUCGAAUCUAAAGGGCAAUAUGAUGAUAUACAGAUAAAUCGUAAUGUGAUGAAUGUUCCAGAAAACGUGCGACGUCAAUUAAAAAUGUGGGAGGCCGAACGCAAUAGACUUGAAUUAUUAAAUGCAGUGGUGUUCAAAAGGUGGGACAAUGACUUCAUCCCAGAGCUUUUCAAACGUGUAGUCAGAUGGGCACAAACUAAACGUUAUGAAAUAUACCAUACAGCAUGGCCAUCGGACAUAUCUUCAUCAGCAUAUCAAAAAUGGCUAGAGAACGAGAAAUAUUUAGGCUGCACGUUAGAAUCCAAAGAGGAAGUAAUUGAAAAGAUUAAGCAGAUUCGGUCGUCGUUAGCGGAAGAAAAAAUACGUUCAAGCUCUGCAAAUCCAUAUAGAUAGCUUAGUCCUUGAUGUUGUGUUUGACAACAAUGUAAGAGAUUGCUUCUGCCGACGCGUGAAGAUACUGUUGAUUUCUGUCACGAAACGGUUUACAAUGACAAAAUAUUGUCAAAAUGCCACUGAGUGGCCACAAAAAGUGCGAAUACUACACUGAAAACAGCGGUGGUCAAUUAAUA
Babesia bovis T2Bo is the source of this 1987-nucleotide messenger RNA. RefSeq names its product Transcription factor Tfb2 family protein. Gene Ontology annotation, biological process: nucleotide-excision repair. The transcript has a single exon. Gene Ontology annotation, cellular component: transcription factor TFIIH holo complex; transcription factor TFIIH core complex. Gene Ontology annotation, molecular function: double-stranded DNA binding; ATPase activator activity. The coding region runs from base 51 to 1811 and encodes 586 amino acids. The record is from RefSeq and is a predicted model, not a curated record. NCBI's taxonomy places the organism in Eukaryota, Apicomplexa, Aconoidasida, Piroplasmida, Babesiidae.